Messenger RNA from Styela clava, 5640 nucleotides. The record is from RefSeq and is a predicted model, not a curated record. Lineage: Eukaryota; Metazoa; Chordata; Ascidiacea; Stolidobranchia; Styelidae.
GGUCUGUAACACGAGUUAGUGCUGUUUCUGUAUAGUUCAGACGUGUAUGGCUGUAUUAAUAUUAUUCUAGUGUCAGAUUUUGUUGUUUGAAUCUGCAUGUAUAAAUAUGAGCUUAGGAUAUGUACCGGUACUGGUAUUGAGUUCAGUUGCAUAUUGUUUUGACGAAAAGGUAAUUAAUUGUUAUGUUCUUGUUUACACAGUUUGUUAUAAUAAUCUGCCAGAGAAGCACCGAAUUCAAUGUCAGUUACCGCAGUUUCAACAUUAUAAUUAUCAAUUAGCAUUUAACCGGAACACAAUAUUUCAUGUUUGAUGACAUUACUGCAUUAUUUCUGGACUUUGUCCUGUGGAAGCUGGAUUUUCAUGCUAUUAAAAUAUUGAAACACGAGUCAAGCUGCAUUGAAUUGUUAUUAGAUUCGUCUGCUAGCAUUCCAUCAACAGACUAAGGAAGGGAUCGAAUGCCUGCAGCCACAGUAACUGACAAUAGGUCUGCUGAACUGUCAGAUUCGAGUCAUCAGGAAUAUUUACAGAAUUAACAACAAUAACAGUCAACAGAAUAAUGGCAAGUCAAGACAACCGAGAAGAAGGAGUAUCAAAGUUUACACCAACAGCUGACAAUCCAAAUUAUGUCAAUUCUGAUGUCAAUUCCGAGUUGCUUGCAUCUUCGAGUGGUAUGUCAAAAGAAAUAGAAGAAACAAUGAGCGAUAUACCCAAUGUGGAUUUAAGGUGCCUUUCCAAACAAGUUCAGCAUUUAACUGAUGAGAUGAAAGGUGAGGAUGAUGCACUUUCAAUUGCUGGUUCUGCUUGCUCUAAUUGCAGUCACAAAACAGAAAAAAGUUCAAUUUCUCAACAAAGCAACUCCAGCCUUGUUUCACUUAGACUGAAAUAUAAAACAAAUCUUGCUGACCUGAAAGUAAAGCAAAAGUAUCAGCAAGAGGAGGAUAGACUAAUGAAGGAGUUCCAGUCAUCAAUAAGCAAUCUUAAGCUUCGAAGAGAAAUUGAAGUAAAUGAAGCCUGCCUAUCUGUUCUUGAUGAAGAAGAAGUGAAACUUCAACUGGAAAGUAAUGAGCUCUCGGCUAUAGCCAGUCAGGACUCUGGUAAGGUUCCAGAGUCGUCAAGUUGCCAUGGAGAGCCAUUGCUAUUACAACUGGAAGGUACCAAGCAGUUGAAAUUAACCAAUCAAAAUUUAGGUGAGACAUCUAAGUUGCCAAUAUGCCAUGGAGAGCCAUCUCUAUCACAAUUAGAGAGUACCAAGUCUUUGAAAUUAACCGAACGGAAAUUAGAUGGGGGUUCCAAGUUGCCAAUAUGUCACGGAGAGCCAUCUUCACCAACAUCAGCUAGUUAUGUUUAUUCUGUUUCUGGUUCAACAAGACAUUUGCAAACACCAUCAACCGUAAUUUGCUCAUCACAUCCACAAUCUGUAAAUUCUGUCGUGCAGCACCUUCCAAUCGAUGGUCAAUGUUACACACAAAAUGCCAUGCAAAGUGUUCCGUUUUCAUAUGGGUAUGCACCAAUGAGCAAUUUACCAUCUCCACAACGCCUGUAUUCUACUGUGAGACAAGGUGAUAACUUGCUAAGCCAGCUCAAUGGUCAAAACAUUGUCAACAAUCACCCCUUUUCCAGUGGAAUUAAGACAACAUGUGAUAGAUCAGCAGAUAGAGGAGCUCAAUAUAGACUUCCAGAAAUCAAAAUUGAAGUAUUCACUGGGGAAAUUAUUAAAUAUCCAUCAUGGGAGACUGCAUUCAAUGGUUUAGUUGAUAACAAAGCGGCAUGUGUAGAACAAAAGUUGAAUUUGCUCAACCAAUAUUUGAGCGGUGAGCCGAAGGAACUUGUGCAAGGUUAUUUGUUACUUCAGACCGAAGAUGCAUAUGUAAUGGCAAAGGAGGAGCUGAAGCGAAGGUAUGGGAAUUCAAAUUUGAUAAGUAAAGCGUUUGCUACUAAAUUGAAAGAAUGGCCCAAUAUAGCACCACAUGACCCAAUUAGCAUAAGAAGGUUUUCUGACUUCCUAAAUCAACUUCUGGCUGCAAAAAGGCGGUUUCAGUGUUUGGGUAUUCUGGAUUACUCCCAAGAAAAUACGAAUAUUGUGGCAAAGUUGCCAUAUGACGUUAUAAACUUGUGGAGAAUUGAAGUUAGAAAGUAUAAACAAGAAAAGAAAAAUGAAAAUGCUUAUCCAUCUUUUGAUGUUCUUGUAAGAUUUGUGUACGAUCAAGCAGAGAAUGCCAACAUUCCAGAAUUGAGUGAUCUCAAAAAAGAAUCUAGAGCAUCAUAUCACAAAGCCGAUAUGUCAAACAGAAGAUCCAAGGUUGUGGUGCUAUCCACUUCAACAAAAGAAGAGUGUAAAUCACAAUGUAAAUUUUGUAAUAAGGAUCAUUUUCUCCAAGAUUGUGAGAAGUUCAUUAGUUUAUCAAGGAUGGACAAGAAACGAUUCAUUCUAAGCAACAAACUUUGUUUUGCGUGUGGCUCAGAAAGCGGUCAUUUUGCACGAAAUUGUAAAGAUAAGGCGAAGUGCAAAAUAUGCCAGAAAACUCAUAUGACUUGUUUUCAUCAAGCAGAAAAACAAAAGACGUCAGAGCAGACCACAUCUUUAUGCACUACGACCAGUAACAAGAUUGACCAAUUGCAUGACAUCGAAUGUGACUUAUCUAUGAUACUUCCAGUGUGGAUCAGAGAUAAAGGUGAUCAUAGUAAGGAAGUUUUGUCUUAUUGCAUUCUAGAUGAGCAAUCUAAUACAGGCUUCAUCAGUCAUCAGGUCCAGGAAGAACUUGGUGUCAAGGGACACGAAACCAGCAUAACUCUAUCAACAAUGUUCAAAAGCAAUGUGGCCAUUGCAACUAGAAAAGUAUCAUGUUUGGAAGUGCUCAGCUAUGAUCGUAAAGUGUGUAUAGGAUUGCCACCGGUGUACACUCGAGAAGAAAUUCCAAUUAGACGAUCACAAAUACCCACACCAGAUAAGGCAAGGGCAUGGCCUCAUUUAGAAAAAAUUGCUGAUCUAAUUCCACCAUAUCAUCCAAUCGUUCCAGUUGGAUUAUUGCUUGGGAACAACAUUCCUAGUGUACUGAGACCUAGAGAAAUAAUUGCUGGCCGUGAUGACCAGCCAUAUGCUCAAAGGUCAAUUCUGGGCUGGGGAAUUGUUGGAGCAGUACGGAGGUCUUCACUCAAACCAGCUGUUUCUCAUCUGAUUGAUACUGAUGUAAGCAACCAUGAUGUAGAUAUUUAUCCUGAAGUAACAUGCAGAUUUGCUUUAUUGACAAAGACAAAAGAAAUUAUUGAGCCUCACCAUCUACAGCGAAUGCUGGAGCUAGAAUUCACAGAGCGUGAAAAUAAAUACAGCGAGCUUUCUAUUGAUGACUCUCGAUUUUUGAAAAUUUUAUCAGAAAAUAUAGUCAGAACCAAUGAUGGUCAUUUCGAAAUGCCUCUGCCUUUAAAGUCUAGGGAAGUUUCAUUACCAAAUAAUAGAUCACUAGCAUUGCGUAGACUGCUCCAACUUAAAAAGAGACUACUGAAAGACGAAAGAUUUAAAAAUGACUACCUUUUGCAGGGUCCGAAUUUAAUGUCAAAUUUGGUUGGAAUUUUGUGGAGAUUCAGGCAAGAUUCUAUUGCAGUAGUAAGCGAUAUUAAGUCCAUGUUCCACCAGUUUUAUGUAAAAGAAGAAGACAGAAAUCUCCUACGGUUCUUAUGGUGGGAAGAUAGCAACUUUAACAGAAGUAUCGUAGAAUUUCGAAUGAAAAGUCAUCCAUUUGGAGCAGCCAGCAGUCCAGGUUGUGCAAACUUUGGUUUAAAACGAUGUGCUGAUGAAGGAGAAGCCGAAUACGGAGAAGCGGCAGCUAACUAUAUUCGACAGGAUUUCUAUAUGGAUGAUGGGUUGAAGUCUGUGGCUACAGUUGAAGAAGCAGUUCAUUUAAUUCAACAGAGUCGAGCACUCUGUGCCAGUGCUGGCCUCAAAUUGCAUAAAUUCAUAUCUAAUAACAGUGAAGUGCUUGAAUCCAUACCAGAAGAUGAAAGAGCUAAGGAUAUUAAAACUCUGGACGUCACAGUUGAUCCUCUACCAAUUGAAAGGACUUUGGGUAUUGUCUGGUGUAUUGAAUCCGACGAUUUUCAGUUCAAAAUAGAAAUAAAGGAUCUUCCGUUUACUAGAAGAAACAUCCUCUCCUCGGUGAGUUCUAUUUUUGAUCCUGUGGGAUUUUUAGCACCAGUUGUUUUAAGAGGAAAAAUGAUUUUACAAGAACUCUGCAAAGAAAAAUAUGACUGGGAUGACCCAGUGCCUAAUUAUUUGCGAAGUAAAUGGGAAAAAUGGCGCAAUGAAAUUCUAGAAUUGGAGCGACUGAAGAUUCCUCGCUGUUAUAAACCUGAAGACUUUGGCCGUAUCAGCUCUGUUGAACUUCAUAGUUUCUCGGAUGCCAGUGAAAUUGGUUAUGGCCAGUGUACUUAUUUGAGACUGACUAAUGAGCGGGGUGAGAUUCAUUGCAGUUUUGUUAUGGGAAAGGCUCGUGUAGCCCCGUUGAAGCAAAUCACAAUACCAAGAAUGGAGCUGACUGCAGCUGUGAACUCAGCAAAAAUGAGUGACCUAAUUGUUCGGGAGCUCGAGUAUAAGGACAUCAGUGUUUUUCAUUGGGUGGAUAGCAAGGUAGUUCUCGGCUACAUAAAUAAUGAGGCAAAAAGAUUUCAUGUGUUCGUAGCUAAACGUGUGCAACAGAUACACGAUUUGAGUAAAUCUGAUACAUGGUUUUACAUCGAUUCAUCUGCGAAUCCUAGUGAUGACGCCUCAAGAGGCAUAAGUGUAAGAGAACUUCUUUAUGAUUCUCGCUGGCUAAGAGGACCAGAAUUUCUUUGGCAACAAGAUCAGAGUUGGAAAAGCUCAUUAUAUAAAGCUAAUGAGGAAACUGAAAAUUGUUUGAUAGAGGAAACGAUGAAUCGGCGAACUAGUAAUUAAUCCCAUAUGUAAUUAUUGAGAGUUGGUUCCGUAAGUGUAAUUUUCUUUAGAUUUUGUAAGGAAUCUAUGUGUAAAUAGUGCUGUUUCUUUCUUAAUGUUACUCUGUUUAAUUUUAUAUGUUCAUUGAGUUAGGUUUAGAGUCGAUUUGUAUAAUUGCAAAACAUAGUAGGUAGUUAUUGUUUUGCAGGAGAGCCAUGUUACUGCAGCGGUUUGCAGCAGUGUCUUUAAUGAUUGACGGGCGAGAUUGUAUGACGUCAUAGUUAGAAUGUUUCGUUUAGUUAGAAUGAUCUGGAAAUCAUGUUAUUUCCUGUCUCUGGUCUGUAACACGAGUUAGUGCUGUUUCUGUAUAGUUCAGACGUGUAUGGCUGUAUUAAUAUUAUUCUAGUGUCAGAUUUUGUUGUUUGAAUCUGCAUGUAUAAAUAUGAGCUUAGGAUAUGUACCGGUACUGGUAUUGAGUUCAGUUGCAUAUUGUUUUGACGAAAAGGUAAUUAAUUGUUAUGUUCUUGUUUACACAGUUUGUUAUAAUAAUCUGCCAGAGAAGCACCGAAUUCAAUGUCAGUUACCGCAGUUUCAACAUUAUAAUUAUCAAUUAGCAUUUAACCGGAACACAAUAUUUCAUGUUUGAUGACAUUACUGCAUUAUUUCUGGACUUUGUCCUGUGGAAGCUGGAUUUUCAUGCUAUUAAAAUAUUGAAACACGAGUCAAGCUGCAUU